Molecule: messenger RNA, 2485 nt
Organism: Tyto alba (common barn owl)
Lineage: Eukaryota; Metazoa; Chordata; Aves; Strigiformes; Tytonidae
Product: forkhead box protein E3-like
Exons: 1
Coding region: 1-666 (221 amino acids)
Biological process (GO): cell differentiation; anatomical structure morphogenesis; regulation of transcription by RNA polymerase II
Molecular function (GO): RNA polymerase II cis-regulatory region sequence-specific DNA binding; DNA-binding transcription factor activity, RNA polymerase II-specific
Source: RefSeq, a predicted model, not a curated record
AUGGGGGAGCCGGACCCCGUCGAGCGCCCGGCGGGGGCGGCGGAGGGGGAGAGCCCGGGGGCGGCCGAGGCGCCGCAGAAGCCGCCUUACUCCUACGUGGCUCUGAUCGCCAUGGCCAUCCGGGCCAGCCCGGAGCAGCGGCUGCCCCUGAGCGGCAUCUACGCCUACAUCGCGGGGCGCUUCCCCUACUACCGCGGCGGCCCCAAGGGUUGGCAGAACAGCAUCCGCCACAACCUCAGCCUCAACCCCUGCUUCCGCCUGCUGCCCCGCCGCCCCGGCACCGCCGCCCCCCGCCGCGGCGGCGACUGGGCGCUGGAUCCCGCCUUCCACGACAUGUUCCCGGGGGGGGAUUACCGACGACGACGACAACGACCUCGCCGCCCGCCGCCGCCGCCUCCUCCUCCUUCUCCUCCUCCUCCUCCUCCCGCCGCCGCCGCCCGGCCCUGGCCGCUGCCCCCGCCGCCGCUCCCCGCCGCCUGCCCGCACCGUCCCUGCGUGGCCCUGCCGCUGCCCCCGAACUGGACCCCCCCCGCUUUGCAGGGGUUGCCCCACUGGCCGUUUGCCGGGGCGAGGGGGGUUCUGUGCCCGGCCGGCUUGGAUCUUGGGGGAACCUGCGAGCUGGGGACCCCGCUGUCCCCCACCUUUCAGGGAAGUCCCCGGCCAUGAGAUUGCGCUGCCGUGGGGCGGGCGCUUUUCUGCUGGGGGGUGGGGGGGGUGGAGGGCUUUUGCACCUGGACGGAAUUGCUGAGAAAGCGACUUAAAAACGCGCGGCUGGUGGAAGAUCGGUCUGAGAAGCUCCUGUUGCAGUGACUGAGGUUUGCCACCUUGUUCCCCUCCUGCGGUGAGGGGUGUUUCUGUUCUGCGCCCUCUGGAUUUGGGGGGUUCGGGUUAGUUGUUUGAGCCUUCGGACAAGGCAGAGGGGUGGCUGCAGAACCUGAGCAAGAGGAUGGGUAUCUUCUGUUUUGAAAGUACACCACGAGUCCUGUAGAUGCUAGUCCUUGGAAAAGCAAAAUUUGGUUCGUGCAGGGGAAUUACGUUUUCAAGUGUCCUUAAACUCAUUUUGGAGCUUGUCUUUCAAGGUUUGUGAAAAAGCAAUAUAUGUAUUUUUUGGGUUGGGGGGGGAUGGGGUGGAAAAGAACCUAAGCAACAACACAAACAACAGCAAAACACAGAAUCCACAGAUCUUUGGAGUAAUGCUGGGAAUCUUGUGGUUUUGUAUUUAAAGUGAAUCUAUGGGAUUUUUCAUACAGUAGAGUUAUUUUAUGUUGUUUAUUAUAUAUGUUUACGUAUGUUCACUGUUAACAUGGUUUUUAUAAACGUUUUUUAUAAUUACUAUGUAAGGGUCUUUUCCUCUUGAUUCCAGAGGGAGUAGUUUCUAUGCUUUUCCCUGAAAUUAAGGGUUCAGAGACAAAAUAUGCUUCUAGUAAGAACAGUGGUUUAAGUUGAAGGGAGAGAAGAGUUCAAAUACUGUUAAGUCAAGAGCAGCACUUGUAUGUUAUAUUUUAUGACUUGUUUAAUUAAUAGUACUUCCUAAGAAUUGAGGCUUCAGAAAGUAAAACUAUCUUGACGCUUUCUUGAUCUUUGAAAGAAGGUGCAACUUAGUAGUUGUUAUUUUAUACUUUCUCAUACUCACAAAGUGAUUCUGAAUGUCAUCUUUAAAUUUUAGCAAUAUGGUAUAAACAGUGCUGGAAAUACGGUUACAUUUAGCCAGGGUGACAACUUUAUGGUUGUUUUUACAGGAUGCCAACGUAUUAGAAGAUAUAGUACGUUUUAGAUUCUUCAGGUUGCUUGUUGCUUUCUUUUGGUCUCAUUUUUCAUAUAACUCCUAGUAAUGUUGAACACUAAACCACUUGCUAUACUUUGAAAAACUGUAUUUUAACUUCGGUUAUAAAAUCAGUGCCUGAAGUGGAAUGCAAGUACAUCAGAAUUGUCGCAUUUUGAAGCAGGUGGUAAGUCUGUAUGUAAUUGAAAAAAAAAACCACUGCUAGGGGUUUUAUUUUAAAUAAUAGAUGGUUCUGUUCUGUUUUGGCAAAGUUUUUAUGCCCCUGCUGUGGUUUAGAGCACACGUGAACAAUACAUGUGUGUGAAACUACAGCUGCUGAAUUUUGACCUCUGCACUGCCAUUAAUUCCACUGCACACAAAAUUAUUAAAAUAGGAGGAGUUUCUGCAAGUCUGACUUUCUUUGUGAUUCUCACAGGUUGUUUUAUCAGCUCAGCACCAUAUGCACGUUAUUGACCCUGAUGAUGUUUCAGCUGAUAAUUGUCUUUUCUGUAAAGCAGACCUUACUCUUUAGAGCUUAAAAGAGUAAAAACUGUUUUCUUCUAAAGUACUUCCGUUUUAAUCUAGAACAAUGAAUGGAGGCAUGCAUACAAAGAACAAAUCAAUCUGUUUUCUUGGAUAAUCAUUUUGGUUCUAAUAAAAUUGCCUUCAGGGCAUGGUAUACCUGGUGUUAAUACAAAUAAACCCAGUAUUUCUUCUUUGUUA